AUGGCUGUCAGGACACUGAAUAGUGAGGCGGCUGCUUCUGACAGAGCAGAAGGGAAAAUGGAGCCAGUGCUGACUGCAGCCAUUGUGCGGGCGACACAGCAGAUUGAGGAGGAGUUGGACGAGUUCAACAUCCACGUGGCCAGGCACCGGCCCGAGGAGCUCGCCAAGCUGGCCAAGACCACCAAAUUCACACGCAAGGAGAUCCAGCUCAUCUACCGCGGCUUCAAGCAGGAGUGUCCCACUGGCAUGGUCGAUGAGGAGUCCUUCAAGAAUAUUUUCUCUCAGUUCUUCCCGCAAGGAGAUGCGAGUCAGUAUGCGCAUUAUGUGUUCAACACCAUCAAACAUAAUCAGACGGGGAAAAUUAGUUUUGAGGACUUCCUUGGCAUCCUGUCGAAGGUGUCGAGAGGCAGCGUGCAGGAGAAGCUGCAGUGGAUCUUCGGCCUGUACGACCUCAACGGCGACGGGCUCAUCACCAAGAACGAGAUGCUGGACGUGGUCUCCUCCAUCUACGAGAUGCUGGGUCGCGCCACCGACCCGGUCGUCGAGGAGAACUCCGCCAAGGAGCACGUCGAGAAGAUAUUCCACCAAAUUGAUACCAACAAGGAUGGUGUGGUGACUAUCGAUGAACUGGUGGAAUGGUGCUCACGAGAUGAGCGCAUUCUGCAGUCGCUGGAGACUCUCGACACUGUCUUGUGAUCCUUGCUGCUUCAAGAGACUCUGAUGUCCUCUUUGUCCAUGAUGGUUUCUACUCCACUUCUGUCAACACCAGUCUUGGAACGCAGCAGUCUGGUAACAUGAUGGAGUCCGGCAUCUACAGUGCCUGCCACCUGUUGGCAAGUACUGUAAAUAAAACAUUCAGUGCUGCAAACAGUUGGCGAUCAACAGACGUAGAGGGAAUGGUGCAGUUAUGUGGGCAAUAUUAUCAUGAGAUAGCAUAACACAAUCCCUCCUUCACAGCAACACCACCAAAUAAACUUUUCAAUGCUGUUUCAGCCAAUGUACAAUGGAACCCUGCUCGUGAGUGAAAAGAAGUAUGCUCACUAGGUUUCCACCUGCUAGAUUGACACCACUGAGAACUUCCACUUCCUAUUUGUUGAAGCAGAUUAACAUUGUUAUAAUUUUUUCCAUCACUUUUGCUACAUUUUGUGAAAAAUACAAGAUGCUUACGUGUGUGUGUGUGUGUGUGUCUGACCUGUACAUUUUUAGCCUUUUGCAGUGCCAUUAAACUAGAGUGAAGCUCAAAACUUCAAAAAUAACAAAUCUUCUGUACUGGAAACUUUUUCACAGUUUGCAGUAGUGUGCAGUUUUUAUGAGUUCAGCAGAGCUUCUGGCCAUUUGCCAUAAAUCUGCGCAUGUAAAUAUCAAAUAAGCUGAACAUAAGCCUGAAACUACCCAAAUUGUGCAUUUUAGUAGCAAUUAUAGAGUAAAAUAAAAUUAUUUCUUGCUGAAUGACUGCUUUUCAGGUGUAAAAACUUGAUUCUUUUAAACUGAUGCAGUAGAAUUUUUUACACAAUUUCUGUGUUCACAGGAACAUUGAACACAAAUGUACAACCAUUGUAAAGUUGAUGCACCACAGAUUCACUGUGUACACAGAACUCAAUGAAAAUGGAGUACAGUAAUGGAAAAUGCUACCUGUCAGUACUGCCCGCUUACCAUAAUUAGUCAAAUAGGUCUUACAAUGAAGGUAGAAUGAAAAAAAUUUCAAAAGUUCCCUUUACCUAAAGUAAGGAAAGAAAACUAAAGGGGGGUGCUUCCAUUUGAGACAAAGUGUAAAAUAAUUUUUUCACUUUGUACAUUAAUAUUGUUUCUUGCUGACUUUGAAAUGCAGUCAUUUAGACACUUAACUGAACUGUAAAUAAAAUUUAAAAGCUAUUUAUGAACAGUAUUGAUGUUUGCUUCUAGCAAUAACCACUCUUCUUGGAGCAACUAAAAUAUGAAUAUUCAGUAUUAUGUGAGAAUCGAAGUGCCCAUCUAAUAGUGAAUCAGAAAGAAAUGAACCUGAAUUAUAAUGCUGUCACCUCUGGCAGCUCAUACAGAGAUCAUUGUUAUGAAUUAAAACCCUGAAAUUAUAAGACAUGUUAAUUAAGCACUUACUGUGAAGGAAAACAAAAUUCUCUGAAAUCGCAACAAAGCUAUUUGUGCAGACUGUGUACAUAUACAUGUCAUUUAAAGUUUCUGUACUACUUCUUGUAAAGAUUUGUUUCUAAUAUUUGAAAAAUUGUUCUUACUUCCAUAGCUUUUUAACUUUGUGUGUAAAUGGCCUCUCUUGAGAAUAGCAUCUGCAGUACUACUUCAUGCUUCUCAUUUCGGUAUACUGAAUGAGUGAGUGCUAUAGUAGUGUCAUCACCUCUUUUGUUACAUAA
Schistocerca cancellata (South American locust) is the source of this 2363-nucleotide messenger RNA. RefSeq names its product Kv channel-interacting protein 4-like. The coding region runs from base 1 to 696 and encodes 231 amino acids. Lineage: Eukaryota; Metazoa; Arthropoda; Insecta; Orthoptera; Acrididae. The transcript is spliced from 6 exons. The record is from RefSeq and is a predicted model, not a curated record. Gene Ontology annotation, molecular function: calcium ion binding.